AUGGCGGAUUUAACUGGAGAAGACAAGCCAAACAUUGUGGCAACGGCAAUUUCUAUUGACAAGGGUGAGGAAGUAAAGGAAGGUAUCAAUGGGACAUACAAGGAUAGCACACGAGGUAGUGAUACAAUAGAACAUAGGGGCACUAACGAGGACGAAAUGGGUUCACAAUCAGCGGCUACAAGAGGCAUAAACGCGUCACAAGCAGCGUAUCAAGGCAGCGCAUUCCCGUCACAAGCAGCUGUUGCACCCCCCCAAUUCAUUCCACAAGAGUCGGUUACAGGCCGCGCAUUCCCGUCACAAGUGCCUGUUUCAGGCCGCGCAUUCCCGUCACAAGCAGCUGUUGCACCCCCCCAAUUCAUUCCACAAGAGUCGGUUACAGGCCGCGCAUUCCCGUCACAAGCAGCUGUUGCACCCCCCCAAUUCAUUCCACAAGAGCCUGUUUCAGACCGCGCAUUUCUGUCACAAGCAGCGUAUCAAGGCAGCGCAUUGCCGUCACAAGAAACUGUUGCAGGCCGCGCAUUUCUGUCACAAGCAGCGUAUCAAGGCAGCGCAUUGCCGUCACAAGCAGCAUAUCAAGGCAGCGCAUUAUCGUCACAAGCAGCUGUUAUAAGAGACAUAUUCGCAUCAGAAGAAGCUGGUAGAGGUGGCGGAAAAGAUGAUUCACGGGCAGCGGGUAGCGGCGCCGGCAAAGAUGAUUCAGAAGCAGGAUAUAAAGAUAAAUGUCGUAAAACUUUGCGUAAAUUCCGGAAGCCUAUAAAGAAACGUUUCCGUUUUCGUAGUGAGUAUGACCGCAACUCUAGCAGCACUUCUGAGAGUUGCGGUAGUAGAAAUAUGGAACAGGUUAUCAUUGACACUGCCGACUAUGCCAAAUACAUAACCAAAUGUGUCAAGCAUAGUGCGGAGAAUCUAGACCGGAUGAUUCAUUUUGCACCUCCGCUAAAAAGCACCAUUCAGAACGUGACAAAAACAACAAUACGCGUGAAGACGUGGAACAUAGAUCAAACGACACGUUUAGUGCAGGCAGUGAGGAUGGUACAGAGGAUCUUCCGCCUGAAGAAGACCAUAAUUCUGAGAGUGAAGGAGGCUUGUAAAUAG
Molecule: messenger RNA, 1095 nt
Organism: Babesia bigemina
Lineage: Eukaryota; Apicomplexa; Aconoidasida; Piroplasmida; Babesiidae
Exons: 1
Coding region: 1-1095 (364 amino acids)
Source: RefSeq, a predicted model, not a curated record